AUGUCGUACCAGGGAUUUGGUUAUCCCCCAUACCGAUACUUGACUGGCGGGCAGAAUACACAAUCCUCCUCCUACUCCUCACUCCGCCAGAUCCCAGCUACCUCGCCAUCGCCAGCCUCGAAUAUCCAGCAGACUGAUCGGAGCUAUGGACUGCAGAGCUAUGAGUGGCAAGGCCAAAACAACCCAGAUAUAGCCGCCCAAAACUCUCAGCAGCAACAGUCCGGAAGCUGGCCAUCCAACGAUCCCGCGCAGGGAUACGGGUAUCAGCAGCAACCCCAGCAGCAACAAUCCAGCUACCAUACGUCCAAUGCCGUGUCACCGAUCUCGUCUCAACAGACCCACCAUACCCACCAAAUCCAGCGGGCCCAACCAGCCCAACAAACUUAUAGUCAGUUUAUUUCACCAACACAGCAACAUGCACCCUAUGGUUCUGCAUUAGAACCUGUCGCCAUCCACAACUCCACCAUUGAUUCGCCUUCAAACACCUCUGUCUCUGCGAACAUGAGUUAUCAGUCCGAAUCAAGAAAUCAGAGCAGAUCUCCCGCAAAUGCUGCUCUGUCAAUUGAUCGCCCAAACUCCGCUCAACGCUCGCGGACUGCCGCAGCCUCGGCAAUGACUGCUUUGUCUUCUAGCAUUCCCCCACACCGUACAUCUUCACAGCAUAUUUCAACCAGUCAAGCUGCCUCCUCAACGCCUUCGCAUUCCUACCCAUGUUACGGGACUCCUAUGUCAAAUUUGGUAUCCCCAAACCCCACAGGACCAUCACCAUUAGAGCAGACUGAUCAGUCUUAUCACCAGCACCAGCAAAUCGCUAAACUGCAAUAUAGUAGAAGCUCGACAGUGUCCGCCCAGUCGAACAUCUCUAAGCAUCAGCAAUCCGCAUCCCAGACACGAAACGCAUACUCCCCCACAGCGCCAGCUGCUCCCACCUCUACGUCAGCUUACCCUGGCCGUUCGACUGCAUCGCAGCGAAAAGGCAGUCCAGGUUGCAGUGGCAGCGGCGCUCCUCAACACUCUCACAGCUCAUCUCCUUCUCAACACACCGUUUCAAAUACCCCUUACGGUAACUCUGCUUCUGAGGAUCAGGCGGCAAUCACAAGUCAAUCACAAGCAUACCAGUCUUCCACACCAAAUUUUAUAGAUCCGAGCCAAAUUUACAAUCCUUAUUAUCAGGAAUACCAGAAAAAGAAGGCUGCAGAGGCAGAAGCGGAAUCGGAGCGACUUAAACAGAAAGAGCUAGAGAAACGGAAGGAGUUGGAAAAACAGAAUGAGAUAGAGAAACAGAAAGAAGAGGAGAAAGAAACACAGAGCCUAUUUGUUCAGGCCGAGGUUAAACAAAAGCUUGAGGCAGAUAAGGCGAAAGCUGCUCAAGCACACGCGGAGAGGAUACAGGUUGAAAGCAUUGCAGCAGCAUCCGGCUCAUUUUCCUUACAAAAGGCCAAAAAGUCCGUCCGCAAACCCGGUCCAAAACCCAAGAACACAGGCGACCCCGCAGAUUCACCGCAGGUGCAAUUGCAAGAUGGGCCAAAAAAACAGUGUUGGGAUCGCGAAUCAAUAGCAGAAAACCCUAUAUCUGCUACUCCAGCUGAAUCGACUGAGAAGGCGAACACCACUCAGGCACCACUUGUUCAACCACAUAUUCAACAGCCUGUUCCACUACCUGGAGAUCAGGCAUCUGCACCUGCUCCUGCCGCAAAGGCUGAGGCACAUUCAGAUGAGGAUAUGGAUCUGGAGAUGACAAUGAUGUUGGAGAAAAUGAAAAAGCUGAAAUCGAAGGAUCCAAGUAAAUUUGCCAGGUUGUUUGGUUCUCUCGACCAGUCAAAUAAUUUCCAUUCUCAAGGUAUGCAAGAACGGAGUAGUGUUGCGAGAGUUCACGCAUCUACGCCUGAUGCUAGCACUACUAUUUCUACCACUCCAAAACCCACAGAUGAGAACGAUCCACGUCGUGACUGGGGUAAAUUCCCCACAGCUCGACGGAAACGAAAGUUGAAAGGUCAAGAUGCGACUGUUCAUCAAACUAAUUCUUCGUUCACGCAACUGCAGUCAGAACAGCCUGAGCCGACAUCUCCUUCGCAGCCAGAGAUGAACAAGAACAAUGGACGAGAACAGACAGGGGAAAUUAUAAAGGAAGCUAUAAAGAUAGAUAAACUCAUAGAUUCCGAUAAGGUUCGGCCCGGUCCGGCACCGGUGUCAACACCACCACCUGCUUCCGCUCCAGCUCCAGCUCCAGCUCCAGCAUUAGUACCAAAAUCAUCACCCAAUCCAGAGUCAGAACUAAUAAAGAACGGGCCCGCUCAGACGGCAGCUACAAUUUGGCCUGAACAGAGACGAUUGGCUCUAGCCAAUGCUGCUGCAAGUUAUAUUGACCAGGUUUUUGCAAAUGCCAAUUCUGGCAGGAAAUGCCCACCUGAACUAGUGUUGAGUCUUAUAAACCAAAACCCAAGCUACAUUGAGCUCUGUGGGAUGCUGGAGUCACGCGGUUAUUCAUUGAAUCGUGUUCAUUUUGCGAAACAUCUACUUAGAGCUGUACCGGAAUUAACUACUAGUUCCGGGCCGACACCUGCUCCAUCAUCUGCUCCUAGCCAACCACAGAGCCAACCGCAGAGCAACCGCAGAGCCGCCACAGAGCCAACCGCAGAGCAACAGCAGAGCAACCGCAGAGCAACCGCAAAGCAACCGCAGAGCAACCGCAGAGCAACCGCAGAGCCAACCGCAGAGCAACCGCAGAGCAAACCGCAGAGAAACCGCAGAGAAACCGCAGAAUCCUAUUCUUAUCAUCUUCAGAGCCAACCGCAGAGCAAACCGCAGAGCCAACCGCAGAGCCAACCGCAGAGCAAACCGCAGAGCAAACCGCAGAGCAAACCGCAGAGCAAACCGCAGAGCAAACCGCAGAGCAAACCGCAGAGCAAACCGCAGAGCAAACCGCAGAGCAAACCGCAGAGCAAACCACAGAGCCAGUCGCAAAGCCAGCCGCAAAGCCAAACUCCCCUAACAGCGACACAAGCCCAACCGGCAUCAUAUCCAAGUCCCCUUACUCAAGAACCCACAAGCGAUAGCACUACGUCCAUGACAAAGGUAUUCGCAACUCCAUCAGGAAGCUGUGCUCUGGCUUUUAUGAAUCAAACGGAGAAACAAGGUACACUAUCGGCAUCUGUGCCACCAAUGAGCGGAACCCCUGCAUUUUCAGGACCGGGUCCAACUCCGACAUCUAUCCAGCCAGAGAACCGUGUUCCCGGGUUUCUAGGAACCCCUUCUUCAUUCCAACCUACAUUGUCACAGGAAAAACCAACUCCGGGUUCUGCAAGACCCCAUCCGCAACCUGCAAAACCGGCAGCCUUUCGACACAACAUAGGUGGUCCAGUUCCCAGCCCAAUGGGAGGCAAGCUGAAACCAAAAUUCCGUGUACCUGCACCCCCUGCACAUGUGCCUGUACCAGGUUCCAAAGAGGCAAAGGCUAGAAAACGUACAUUUGCAGAGAUUGUGGAUUUAUCUCAACUUCUCAGUGACGAUGAACAUCUACCACCCUCCGCCAAAGACCCACGUUUGGAGAAUGCACCACCCGAAGGCUACCUGGAUGUUGAUGGUCAUAGCGUGCCGCCACUCACCUCUGCCACCCCUGAAACCGCUGGAACCCCUGCUCCUCCCUCAAGGAAGCUGGAUCUAUCACAAUCUAGAAUGACUAAUUCGAACACUUCUGCGGAAAACGAAGCACUCCGAAAACGUGCAGAUAUUGUAAAGCCGUUAAACAAGGCGGAGGCAUUGAAAACGCGGUACUAUGAUCCUAAGACCAUUGCGAGAGACAUUUUGAUUGCCACUGGACGUCACCCAACUCAACGUCCCUUGAACCAGCACCUUUCAAAACUGCGAGAUAAUUUCUUAGCUGUUGAUAAUGCGUCUGAUUUACGAACAUUCCGCUGGGAUCUCGUCGAUCCUGGCGGACCUCCACCUCCCGAAGUGCCUCUUGUUGAUGCUAUUUCCAGGCCUCCUUCGCUCACUAUUCGCCCGUACCGAACGCCACCAAAUCGCUUAUUUAAUCGAAUCCCACGUGACCAGACCAAGGAAGACUUUACCUCUCGAUCUUCUUUACGUCCUCAUACUCCGUCUCAUCUUCGCAUAUCUCAGACGCUCAACGGUGAUGACCCGUCACUUCAUGAUCAGAAUAAUAAUAUUAAUAAUAUUAAUAAUAAUAAUAAUUUCCUGAUGAAUUCCACUCCUCCAAUCCCCGGACCUCGUCGCCGUGGACGCCCUCCUGGCGCGAAAAACAAACCCAAAAUUGCAGAUCGAGUUGAGAUUACGAUUUCGACAAGUUCACAGGUAUCACCCUCGCGACAACCAUACCACAUAUACGAAUGCAAGUGGAGAAACUGCGAUGCCCAGCUUCACAACCUUCAGACACUGCGGAAACACGUCACUCGCCUCCAUGUUCCCAAAAUCAGCACGAGCGUCACGUCCUGCUUGUGGACAGGGUGCAGCGCCCCGGGAGCUGAUGGAGGGAACAAUUUCACAACAUGUGAUGAGCUGCGUGAUCACUUGGAGAAAGUACACUUGAAUGAAAUUGCAUGGACGCUGGGUGAGGGCCCAGGGUCGGUAAGAUCCGGUCAUCAAGAUUCCAUUAUCGACGACUAUCUUAAUGAUGAAAAUGGUCGCACCGUCAUUGCCAAGGCAACUACUAAAGGCACACGGCCUACCCUGGUUCUCCCCGCGACCUACAGGUCGAUUCGGUCCUUUAACAAAAUGUACGGUAUCGAGAGCGACAAAGCAAAGGCGCUGGAGGUGAUGCGGGCUAUGGAAAAGAAACAAAUGAUGGUUGGGAUAGGUCUGGGACGCAGCGGGUGUACAUUCAUGAACCCGAGAAGACAGGAGACGAUCGCUGACUCCGAAAGCGUUUUUGAGAUUAUACCUGAGGAAGAUGGUAGGGAUAAUAAUGAUCUCUAG
Molecule: messenger RNA, 4935 nt
Organism: Paracoccidioides brasiliensis Pb18
Exons: 4
Coding region: 1-4935 (1644 amino acids)
Source: RefSeq, a predicted model, not a curated record